AUGGGUUUUGGGCAUGGAUAAUGAACAGCCUCAUCAGGAGCUGGUUAAGUGCGUGGUGGUCGGCGAUACAGCUGUCGGAAAAACUCGUUUAAUUUGUGCAAGGGCUUGUAAUCAACAAGUUUCUCUUGCGCGGCUACUUGCUACCCAUGUACCGACUGUAUGGGCAAUUGACCAGUACCGUAUUUAUAAGGAUGUUUUAGAACGUUCUUGGGAUGUGGUGGACAGUGUAAAUGUUUCGUUACGUCUCUGGGACACAUUCGGGGAUCACGAAAAAGACCGCAGAUUUGCAUACGGCCGUUCCGAUGUCGUUCUACUUUGUUUCAGCAUCAACAAUCCUGUCUCCUUGCGCAACUGUCGUUUGAUGUGGUACCCAGAGAUACGACGUUUCUGUCCGAACACGCCAGUUCUAUUGGUAGGUUGUAAAAAUGAUUUACGAUUUAUGUACCGGGACGAAGCAUACUUGAGCUUCUUUCGCGAUCGUAGCCCGUUUGUGAGGGCGACGCGCAAAAGUGACCUUGUCAUGCCCGACGAGGCCCGUGACGUAGCCCGGGAACUGGGCCUUUACUAUUAUGAAACGUCCGUCCUAACUUAUUACGGCGUUAACGAAGUCUUCGAGAACGCCAUCCGAGCCGCACUUAUUGCCCGAAGGCAGCAACGUUUCUGGCAAACUAAUCUUAAGAAGGUUCAGCGGCCGUUACUACAAGCGCCGUUUAAACCUCCUCCACCACCAAAACCUGAAAUAAAAGUGGGUGACAGCGAUUACGGGGAUCAUCUUCGAUACCUAUGGAUCAAUCGCUCUCACACAGAUCUCGUUCUCGUUGCGGGUUCGGUAGGUUUUCCUGUUCAUCGGUUCGUAGUUGCCUCGGCAAGUCCAGCAUUUUAUCGACUCCUGGCGCUGGAACUUAAUGCUGACAUAACUCGUAGUACCAGCGAUUCUAGUAUGGUUAGCUCUUUGGGCGACUUCAGUGAUGACACAGAAAGUCUUAUAAGGGCUGAACAACGUAUAUGGAAACGAAGAGCUAGCUGUCAGACAUUGCCUCCAGGAAGAGAUCUGAACCAUCCCGCAUUUCAGUCCAUCCGCAGUAUUCAGUCUGAAGGACAGACGGUGGUAACCCUUGGGAAAAUGAUUACUCCGAUUGCUAUGAAACAAUGCUUACAAUUCAUGUACACAGGCAUGAUUGAUCAACGACAAGUCGAUUUUCAGGAAAUCCGGCACGCAGCUGAGUUCUUAGAAAUCAGUCAAUUAUGCGAUUUAUUGGUAGAUCUGCAACAAGGUAAUGCAGGGGCGUCUGCCAGACAGAUUCACGAGUCAUGUCUGAAACGAAAAUUCCAGGACGUCUGUCUCGAUCAAAAUCUUUUUGCUGACAUCGUUUUUGAACUAGACGACGGUGCUUGUGCAGCUCACAAAUCUAUGCUCGCUGCUCGUUGCGAUGUGAUGAAGGCAAUGUUCAGCGGCGACUUUCGAGAAAGUCAAGCCAAAGUGAUUGAAUUUCCUGGUGUCAGAGAAUACACAUUUCAUAAGUUGCUCUGUUAUAUGUACACCGACGACAUUCCACCCGUUUCUGCUUCAAGAUGUGUUAAUCUUUUGGAGCUUGCUAAUCGGUUAUGCCUACUUCGUCUGGUUAAUUUGGUCGAAAAACGUGUCAUAGAAGACUUAGAGCACAUGCAGAAUAACGAAACCAUCGAACAAUGUCUUCGACUUUUGGAACCGGUUAAGUUACAUAAUGCUCAUCAACUCGCCGACUGGUGCAUGAACCAUCUUUGCGUAAAUUAUAACAAGUUGUGUAAGAUGUCGCCGCGGAGUUUGCGUCUUCUGCACCCUGAUAAUCAGGCGUACCUGGUGGAGCACCGUUGGCCUCCAGUUUGGUACCUCAAAGACUAUGACUAUUAUCAAAAGUGCAUGGUGGAACGAGAAAGAGAAAACAGACACACCCUAAAAUCCAACUCAGGCUGUUUAUGUUUUUCGCGGAAAGCAGAGUCCGAUCCUGCGCUCGCGGGCCAUUUUUAAGCACUUCAUUUGUGGCAUUCAACCAAUUCCUAUUCAGUUAAUUUAAACACCUAGAUGUACAGAGUGUAGUGAAAUUAUAAACACUAGAACCAUGUUUAGCUCCCUUUCACUGUUAAUUCUUUUUUUUUUAUUAGUAUUAUCAAAAUUAUUAACAGAUUAUCAAAUAAAAACUUAUUCAAUUAUCUACACUCUGUAUUGGUAAAACUGCCAGCCAAGCAACAAACUUGGUACAGGAAGGAAACAGUUUCCGGCCUCUUUUAUUAGCAGUAUACAUAGUGGCAAUUUUGAUACACUUACACUAGUUCCCAGUGGCCUGAAACUGUUCUGGAGAUAAUAUUUUCUAUAUAAGCGCACACAAUUUCGGCUAAAAUAAAAUAUCUAAUUGUCCAAAGGAAAAAAUGUAAAGUUUGGGUAUUACUGUAGAAAAAUAAAAUCAACUUUUGAAUGUCCAA
This is a messenger RNA of Agrilus planipennis (emerald ash borer), 2460 nucleotides long. RefSeq names its product rho-related BTB domain-containing protein 1 (gene RhoBTB). Gene Ontology annotation, molecular function: GTP binding; protein binding; GTPase activity. The coding region runs from base 14 to 2008 and encodes 664 amino acids. The transcript is spliced from 7 exons. Gene Ontology annotation, biological process: small GTPase-mediated signal transduction. The record is from RefSeq and is a predicted model, not a curated record. Lineage: Eukaryota; Metazoa; Arthropoda; Insecta; Coleoptera; Buprestidae.